CUUGCAUGCCACUGCUACUCAUGACCACCACCCUUACCCGGAUGCUCAAUGGAAGCUAACUACUUCGCCUGCACGCUCGGCCAGGCCUCGGCACUGAACGCAGAGUCCAAGCCGUACCGGACCAUAAACGAGUUUCUGGUCUAUCAGUCCAGAACGUGCGGUUCCAAACCUGCAGUGGGUUUUCCGUUGCCUCACAAUCAAGAUGCAUGGGAAUAUGAGUUGCUCACAUUUGACGAUGUGUUUACGGGAACGCAAGUCUUUGCACAGAGACUCUCCAAGUCCUUCGGUUCGGCUUCGGCACGCGAGCAAACAGUAGCCCUUAUGGCUCAUAGCUCGCCGGAGUUUCUCUUCACAUGGCUUGGUCUAAUGUACCUGGGGCAUUCAGUCCUUCUACUUGCGCCACAAUGUCAACCAGGUGCUAUUACACACCUUUGUAAAGCAUGCAGCGUCUCACUGUUCUUCUACGAUGCGGGACAUUCUCAACGUGCAGGGGAGGCAGCGAAACUACAGCAAGAUGAAGGUGGAACGAAAUUCUCAAUUUGUCAAACACCACUGGGUGCAGAAGAAGAUAUCUUCCAGGUCAUCCGGACGCCACGGCCAAACUAUGCGCCAUCUCCCAAGGUAGAUGAAUCCUCUGUGGCCUAUCUACACCAUACUUCGGGCACUUCGUCUGGCCUUCCCAAGCCAAUCCCACAGAGUCAUCAUGGAGCAAUCGGGGUUCUGCCCCAUCUGGCUUGCCCCAGUCCGCGAGCUACUUUCACAACAACGCCUCUAUAUCAUGGAGGUAUUGCCGAUACCUUUCGUUCAUGGACGAGCGAUUCUCCGAUCUCGUUGUUCCCGAGCAAGGACGUUCCCAUUACUGCGCGCAACAUUUGCAAGUGUUUGGAGGUGGCUGCUUCCACUGCACAGCUACCAGCAAUAAAGUACUUUUCUUCGGUACCGUAUGUGCUGCAAAUGAUGGAGGCCGACGACAGAUGCUUGGACAACUUGAAGCGCAUGGAUAUUGUGGGUGUCGGUGGAGCUGCAUUACCGGUCGAGGUAGGAGAUCGUCUCGUGCGCAGCAAUGUCAAUCUCAUAUCAAGGUUUGGCAGCGCAGAGUGCGGAUUCCUGUUAUCGUCUUAUAGAGAUUUUGCUCAAGACAAGGACUGGCAGUAUUUGAGGAAUUACAAUCCUGGGAAGCUUGUGAACUUUGAAAACCGCGACGACGGUCUGGCGGAAUUGGUUGUCAAGCCUGGAUGGCCGCAUAUGGCGAAGACUAACCGGGAAGAUGGUUCUUUCGCAACAGCAGAUCUAUUCGAGCGUCAUUCGAAGAUUGAGAACGCAUGGUUUUAUCAUUCGAGAGCCGAUUCACAAUUAACUCUAAUAACCGGCAAGAAGUUUGACCCAGCUCCUGUCGAAGCUGCAAUCGCUACAGCCGAGGAGCUAGACGAUGUUCUGAUAUUUGGAGACAACCAUCCAUAUCCAGGAAUACUUUUGCUUCGCUCCGAGAAGUGGGGUAGACGAUCAGACCAGGAGCUUUUGGAUGCAAUUUGGCCGCAAAUCGGCAGGCUGAACCAAGAAAGCCAGGACCACGCGCGUAUACCACGACAUAUGCUUGUCCCCGUGGAACACCAGGAGAGACAAUUGGAAAAGAGCAGCAAAGGAACGAUACUCAGAAAGGUCGCUGAGGCAAGAUUCAAGGAGUUGAUCGAAGCUGCUUACAAAAUGGACAAUGAACACACUAUCAAGAACUUGGAUGACAAGGACUUGCCGCAGUACCUUGCCAAACUUGUCCAAGCUAUGACACAGAGCCCAGAGCCACCUGAAGAAGACGCCGAUCUCUUCUCUUAUGGCGUCGACUCAAUUGCUUGCAUGCGAUUGCGGAGCCAAUUGCACCAACUCACCCCGAACUAUAACCAAAGGCUCCCACUCAGUAUCGUAGAAGACUGCGGUACUAUCCGCGGUUUGAGCAGCUACAUCCUGCGCAAACGGCACGGGGAGACUGAUGUCAAUGCCGAAGAUGAGAACCAGGUUAUGCUUGAUCUUGUCAACGAACUCGGUAACUUCAGCGGCCAUGAGCCAGACCCGCAAGAGCAGCCAAAUGGAACAACAGGCAAAACAACCUCCGGCGAGGUCGUAGUCCUCACCGGUGCCACCGGUGCCCUCGGCGCACAUACUCUCGAUCUCCUCCGCUCCUCAGACACUGUGUCUGCAAUCUAUUGUCUCGUCCGUGGCGCAGACUUGGCCGCAGCCAAAGAGCGCGUCAGCAAAGCUCUUGCACAGCGAGAUCUACCCGACCUCUCCCUGCAGUCCAGUACCAACGACAAGAUCAAGAUCAUACAGGCUGCAUUAGGAGAGCCCCGACUAGGCUUGUCAGACGACAUCUACAAUUACCUUGCAGCAGAAGCGACAUCCAUCCUCCACGUUGCCUGGACCGUCAACUUCCGACUCAGACUGCGCAGCUUUGCGAAGGACAACCUGGCAGGCGUAAGAUAUUUGAUAGACCUCGCGCUUGCAGGUGGACGCGCCGAGCCACCACGCUUCGCAUACUGUUCGUCUACUGCUGCCGCCAUGAACGGUGUACGCGAUGAUUCGGGGCGCCUGUCUGAACGUCUGUCUGAUGAUCCGUCAUCUGCGAGCCCACUCGGAUACUCGCGGUCCAAAUGGGUCGCCGAGCACAUCUGUCUCUCCGCACACCAUCAGACCAGGUUGAAGGGUCGCAUAUCCGUAAUGAGAGUGGGACAAUUGUCCGGCGAUUCACAGACUGGCAUCUGGAACACGAAAGAGGCAUGGCCGAUGAUGUUCAGCACUGUGCGUCUCAUUAGCUGUCUUCCCCAGCUCGGGAACGAGCCCCUCGACUGGCUGCCCGUGGACAUUGCGGCUCAAGCCUUUGUCCAGGCCGCGACGAGACCUGUCGGAAGCGGUGAAGACAUCCAAGUCUACCACAUUCUCAACCCGCACCGAGAACCGACGUGGGCGACUAUGCUCAAGUGGAUGAAGAAGAAAGAGCUGUUCAAGGCCGUGCCGCCGGAGGAGUGGAUACGGAGGCUAAGAGACUGCAAGGAGGAUGGGCAUUCGGCGAUGAAGCUGUUCGGGCUGUGGAAGGAGGCCUAUGGAGAUGGGAAAAAGAAGGAGGAGGUUGAAGGGAGGGGCGCAGGCUUUUCGAUCGAGGAGACGGAAAAAAGCGUCGAGGCGAUACGGAACGUAAGACCCCUGGAUGAAGAGUAUGUGGGCAGGGUAUGGGAUUGGGUGCAAAAGAACGUGGACUGAGAAACGGAAG
Molecule: messenger RNA, 3259 nt
Organism: Paraphaeosphaeria sporulosa
Lineage: Eukaryota; Fungi; Ascomycota; Dothideomycetes; Pleosporales; Didymosphaeriaceae
Product: acetyl-CoA synthetase-like protein
Exons: 2
Coding region: 49-3249 (1066 amino acids)
Molecular function (GO): phosphopantetheine binding
Source: RefSeq, a predicted model, not a curated record